This is a messenger RNA of Rotaria sp. Silwood1, 961 nucleotides long. The record is from the annotation of a GenBank genome assembly. NCBI's taxonomy places the organism in Eukaryota, Metazoa, Rotifera, Eurotatoria, Philodinida, Philodinidae.
GUAGUAUGUCAUACAGAGCUGAGAUGUUUUUACAGAUACUAGACAUUGUUUAGGGUGCCAACGGUUUUUGGCUUCUUUUUAUCUCGUUCUGUUCGAAUAAAAAAGUCCAAAUACGAAGAGUAACCCAACAAACGUCUAGUUUUUGAGAUACUACUUGUCUUUUGAGACCUGCAAAAAUUCAGUAGUAUUAUAUUUUUCAAAACAAAAAAAAAGGUAGCCACCCUAAACUGUCUCUAAUAUGUGUAAAAAAAUCUCAGCCCGAUCGGGUGUACUGCGUCUGAGGAACGGGAGCGAUUCUGUAGAUUUCUGCUGAAAAAUCGGGUUUAUAGAAAACCAAGAAAAAAAGAAAAAAUCUUGCUAUACUCCUACAGCAAUCAUUUUAUCUUUUCGAUCUUAUUUUUGAUUUAGGACUAUGUCUGAGUUCUCAAAAUGUCACCAGUAGUGAGAGGACACUUGAAAGCACAGACAGAGCAAAAAAACCAAAACAUUUUGAAAUUUUGGGUUUGGAAACGGGGUGGCGCUUAAGGUCUGUCUCUGUGCAAAAAGAAUAAAAUAAAAGAAUAUAUAGAUCAUUGGAACGAAAAUUACAAGAUGCUCAACCAGAAUUAAAAACAAUCGAUGAUAGUAAUAAACAAAUUCCAUCAUCUUCUACUCGUAAAUCUUCAUCGAAUCGUAUUGAUGAUGAUGAUGAUGAAGAAUUCAGUGAUACGGAUAGUAAUCUUGUUGCAAAAUGGAUUGCUGAAUAUGGUUUACCUGAUGCUCUUGAUCUUAAUUAUGAUAUUACUCGUAAAUAUACACCACUAUGGUAUGAUGAAGAGCUUCAAGGUUUUGCUGCUGAAUUAACUAAUGCUGCAUGCAGUAUAUUAGGAGCAUGGGGUGAGUCUACAAUAUCAUCAACAUUACUUCAUCUUCGUUCAUUAGAUUGGGAUAAAAAAGCUCCAAUAGCUAAAUAUGCAAGAGU